Messenger RNA from Mobula hypostoma (lesser devil ray), 5574 nucleotides. It is a transcript of the gene lamp5, whose product is annotated as lysosomal associated membrane protein family member 5. Bases 572 to 1411 code for a protein of 279 amino acids. Gene Ontology annotation, biological process: establishment of protein localization to organelle. The record is from RefSeq and is a predicted model, not a curated record. The transcript is spliced from 6 exons. Gene Ontology annotation, cellular component: plasma membrane; late endosome membrane; lysosomal membrane. Lineage: Eukaryota; Metazoa; Chordata; Chondrichthyes; Myliobatiformes; Myliobatidae.
GCACCAUUAGGGAACCCUGUUCAGAGCGCCACUGAAAAGCUCUGACCAGCUCUGACCGCAACUCCGCCGCAGAGCCCUCGCCACCGGCGCGCCUCGAGCAUUGCUCUGCGCACAAUUCUGGCGGCAGCGACCUAAACCACAGUUCACAGGAGAGACUUGGAGCGCAACACGCCCACGAAACCCAGACCCCCAGUUCUAUUGCAAAGUCUUGGAGCGUCGCUUCGAUAAAAAAAACACUUCAAGCUCCGCCGCAGAGCCCGGAGCGAUACAGUACGCGCUCCCACGAAACCCUUUGCCACGGAGCUGGGGCGCUGCUCUAUGAUAGUCACACUGCACCAAAGAAUCCACUCUGGAAUUCCUCAGCACUGCUCUGCGUAUUUCAAAAUCAUUCGACACUCGUCCGCCACAAACCACAUUUCCGGCACUGGGACACCACUCGACGGAACGCCUGAUCGCAGGUUCAGUGCGAAUCUGAGUCGUUUCAUUUCUGACCAGGUACAGUAUUAGCGAAGUCGUUCGCUCCAGGAUAAAGCUCAGACAGCACUGCGGACCACCGGAGCUCCAGCACAGCAUGGAAACAAGCAGGAAACAUCACUUCACCCCAGCACUCCAUGUACUGGCCUUCCUUCUCAAUAUCCUUCAGGGGGUCGGUGCGGAACAGGAGACCGAGAAUCUUUCGGGUCUUUCCACUGAUCCCUAUAAAGAUAUUUUUGUGGUUCGGGAAAAUGGAACAACGUGUCUGAUGGCGGAGUUUGCAGCAAAAUUUAUUGUCGCCUACGAUGCACGGGCCAGUAACUAUGUAGAUCUCAUUACAGAAAAAGCUGACAUUUCAAUUCCACGAAGUGCAGAAGUUAGAGGAAGAUGUGGGAGCAACGAAUCUGAACUGCAGAUUUCCUGGGCCGACGGCACAUACAGUUUUAAACUCUACUUUGUGCAGGAGACCCGCAAUAUAUCCACAAGGCAAGAACACUUCUGGAAAGUCAAUAAGAUUCAGUUCGUUUAUGAUUUAUCUGAAUCCAGCCACUUUAAAGAUGCAGCCAACCUUGGGAAGCACACAGCCACUUCACGCCACCUUUCUCUGUUCGUGACUCCGCUUGGUAAAUCGUACAAGUGCGAGGCCCAGGAAACAAUUUCCCUCAUCUCCAGUGAUCACCAGAAAGUCGUUGCCGUUCUCCUAUCUCAAAUUCAUAUCCAGCCUUUCGGCCUCAAGCGGGACUUCAUAUUCAGCGAAGCCUCUGCCUGUGUAGUGGACCAACAGGAACAGUUAGAGGAGACUCUCCCCCUUAUACUGGGGCUGACACUGGGCCUCGUCAUCGUGGUGAUUCUGUCGGUUUAUCAUAUUCACCAUAAACUUACGGCUACCAGCCAAAUUCAAAUACCCAGAGACAGAUCCGAGUACAAACACAUGUAAAGAGGUCCGAUCGAGUUGGACCGAACCUCCCAGCGAACAGCACGGCAGCUGCUGCACAGUAACGUUAAGCAACAGAGAAUUAUUUCAGAGAAUACUUUUUCAAACUUCCGGGGAACGCGAACAUGCAAAUAAACGCGCGGCAUCUUACUGUAUAUACUCAGGCGCGCUUCUUUAAAUAGUGAUGAGCACAAUAUCUGCUUCAAAACCAGAAUCCCCAGCAAUCACAUCACAGUACAAACAAAUGCAAAAUAUCAACUAAACCAUUAAAAGUAACGCAAGAUUAGUAAUCUAAUUUGAGUGUAAGUAGUAUUAGUUAGUGUAAGGAACUCUCAUUGCUCCAAUUGUUUAGAAACAGACUCAUUCAGUCACACGCUAUUUGCUAAAACAACGUAGAUGGCCCAAGCAUUCCUACAUCGAAUCAUAAUGUAAUAUUUUGGUACUUGCAUAUCUUCUCAUUAUUCUUUCAGACAAAACCAUAAGAGAGAAAAAAACUAGUUGUUCAGUUUUAUUAUCUUGAACGCAAGUCUGCUCUUGAAAUAAACUAAAACCGGUUUAUUUAACUUUGAUAAACACGGCUUCUUGGAUUCACAGAGUAAUUUUGCUUUUUCCAAUUUGGGAAGCAGUUUGCUCGAGCUUUAAGCUUUGACGAAUAUCUACAUUUAUUCCAAGCAUACGUGAAAUAUUGUUGAGGACCAAAUGACUAGGACAUCAUUGCGCUACAGAAUGACUUGCGCGGCCAGGUUUCCCUUAAGUGUACGUUAGUUGAAGGGACAUAAGAUUUUAUUUUGUGUUCAUGUAUCUAUGGGAAUUAUGCAGAACAGAUCCCCAGUGUGAGCCUUGAAUCUACAAAAUGUUAAAACUCUCCUUAAUUUGGAUUCUGUUUAACUGCAACAACUGCGAGAAACAGUUCGACUUCCCUGCCUGAUUUAGUAUUUUCCUCCAUCUCAGUAUCAAAAUUGCGGAUGUUUGUGUUCUACCAACUUUUUCUUACGUUUCAGUAAAACUAGGACUUAGAGAGCAGCAAUCCUUGAAGCUUGUUCCAACUUUCAAUUAAGAUCAGAAAUUGUUCUCAGUGACUUUCCUAUUAGAUGCCCUAACUAUCUGCAGACCAAAAUGCAUCUAUUUCAGCCUUGAGUAUAUUAAAGGUCUCGGGCUCAAACUUUCUACAGCGGAGAUUUCUAAGAUUCACAAUCCGUGUGUGAAAUACCCCCCCCCCCAUCACUCUUUUAAGUGAACAAUUGCUAAGUGGUUUAUCAUUGACACAUACUGACAUACAAUGAAAAGCUUGAUUUACCAUCCAAACAGAUCAUUCAUUCCAAACAUAAGUAUAUCAGGUUAGCACAAAAGGAGAAGCAGUAACAGAAUACAGAAUAGAAAGUUACAAUUACAGAAUAAGUGCAGUGCAGGUAGACAAAUAAGAUGCAAGGCCCAUGACAAGGUAGAUUCAGAGAUCAGUAGUUCAUUUUCAAUGAACAAAAUAUCUAUUCGGAAGUCUCAUAACAAUAGAUAGAAACUAUCCUUAAUCCUUCAUUCUGAAACAAUGUCUUCUAGUUUUGGAUUCCUCCAUGUGGGAAGGUGGAUUCUCAGAAUCAUACAUUUCAAUAAAAUUUCCUCCCAUUCUUACCCAGUUUAGUGAGAAUGAUCUUGCAUUACUCAUCAUUUCCUCAUAAAUCAAUUCUUUCAUCCCAGACAUCAACCCAGUGAACCUUCUUUGAACCACCUCUGAACAAGUAUAUCCCUGCUUAAAUUUUUUUUUUUAAAAAGGUAUUUGAUUCUGAAGAACAUUUUUGAUUCUAUCAAUAGUAUGAGGGAAUAUUUGAAAUUCAGUAAGUCUACCCUGCAAAAGGGAUAUAUUUGUUAUCAUCAAGUGGAGGGCUUGAGGGGCUGAGUAAUAAAUAUUAAAAUAUUAUUCCAAAUACACUUAUUUAAGAUAAUAUUUCUCUAGCAACACUCAUGGUAUAAUCCAUUUAACAACAGGGCAAGUGCAAAAUUUUGGUAGGAAAUUACCCCAAAACUUUGAGUUAAAUCUAAUAUAGCAAUGCAUGCACUCAGUAUUGUGAUUCUGCCCUUUGAUUUUUAUGAUGAGAUUAAAUUUUCAAAUAAGAUGGCAUUUGAUAGUGAAAUUCUUGUUUAAUUUUCUGAUUGUUUUCUGGCAUUCUCUCACUGCAGUUGGGCCAGUUUACCACAGUUGAACAGUUUGUGCAGUUCUUCCUUUACAAUGCUUCUGCUUGUAUUAUUUUUGUUUGUUAGUGCUGAUUAUUACCUCUUAGCUAUAUACCUGUUAUUUCCUAUAAUAUUGCAUUAAUUAAUCCACACUUGUAAAUGAAAGUUAAAACACUUUUCAAUACAAUUAGAAUGAAAUGUUUGUGAAUAAAACAUACAAAAAAAUCUUCUGACCUUCGGGAGCAUCAGGAAACAAAAAUUCAAAUGUAUCAGUUUCUUUAUAAUUUUGUUACAUAAUUAACAAAAGGCCGAGAUAGAGCGGGCAUGAAGUGGAUGCUUCCUAUAGUGGGUGAGUCUAUGAGUGGAGGUAUCAUUCUCAGAACAGAAGCAAGUCCCUUUAGAACAGAGAUGAGAAAGAACCUCUUUUGCCAGAGAAUUGAGAACCUAUAGAGUUCAUUACCAGAUGACUGCGGAGGCCAAGUCAUUGGGUAAAUUUAAUGCAGAGAUUGAUAGGUUCUUGAUUAGUAAGGGUGUCAAGCAUUACGGGGAGAAGGCAGGAGAAUGGGUUUAAGAGAUUUAAUAAAUCAGCCACAAUGGAAUGGUGGAAGUUACUCAAUGGGCUAAAUGGCCAAUUCUGCUCUUAUGUAUUAUGGUCUUAUGGAUUAAAGUAACGAGCUAGACAGUUACAAACUUGAUGGCUAAGAAGAUUGAAAGACUUUGAGUUCUAUAUUGCUUUAUUGCUACAUCAGGAGGAAUCUAUGCCACAGAUUUAUUCAUAUAGAUAGAUUUGCACUUUUAUACCCAACUUGUAAUGAACACAAUUGAGGAAUACAAUUUUGAGAUUUUAACCUCUUUUAAAAAAACAUGGCUGCAGGUUGUGAAUUCACUCUUGGUAGUUGAAAAAUCCAGACUGAUAUUUUAGUUUAGUUUUGAGGGGGCGUUGAACAAUGAAACUAUAUUAUUAUUUCUCUCUCAGAUGGACAUAACAAUACUUUAAAGAGGAUAAGGGAGCCGCUCCUUAUUAUACUGGUCAAACUUUGUCCUUCAAUUAAGUUCAUAAAAUAGAUCUUCUUGUCAAUAUCAUAUUGCUUUCGAAAUGUAGGGUAGACCCGUUUGCUGCUCUUCCUACAUUGCAGCAUGAUAUGGAAAGAGAUUUGAAGCACUGUGGGGUCAUGGAAAGAAUUAUAUUAACCUAAGUUUUUUUUUCCUCCAUAAGUUAAAGUGUCAAAUGUACUUUAACUGUUGUUUUUAUUUCAAUCAUUGUCUUGCUGGUUGUGUUGCCUUUAUGUGAGAACCUGUCAUUUAGACUACAAUUAUCCGUCUUAACAGAUACCGUAUAUGUACAUAUAAGAUCAGUGAAAGUUAUUUUAAAUCUGAAAGCACAUAUUUAUAUUAUAAAUUGUGAUUUGAUACACAAGGAGAAAGAUCGUACUGUAUUAACAAAAGAACAUCAGUGUGGGUGAGCACAUUUGUCACAAUACUAAUGACUAAUACAUUAUUUUUGAAUAAUUAUUUUUAUUACUCAUUUCACUCAGUAAAAAGUCAAUAAUGUAUGGUGUAAUCAUUAACUGUGUGUGUGUGUGUGUGUGUGUGUGUGUGUGUGUGUGUGUGUGUGUGUGUGUAUAAUGGAUCACAGGAUGAUUCAGAAGAGAAUUGUCUCUAUCAAAUUUACAAUUAUGGUAUUUCAAAAUCUUCUUGGCAAUCAAUGAUAGAUCCUUCCUGGAGUAGAAUACUCUCACCAUAUGUUUUGCAGUUGAAGAAAAUAGUAUAUAUUUUUAUUACUAACCUGAGGCUUUGAAAUUCAUUGUUCAAUUCCCUUGAAUUUAAAAUCUAAGGAAUCCGUUAGACCACAACCAAAUGCAUCAAUUACCUCCUCUAGCAUCCCAAAGUGUAGCCCAUCAUUUCCAGGGAACCUGUUAGCCUUUAGUUCCAAUUUAAUUUCUAUAUUUUACUUACUGAUCUUAAUUAUUUCCUCUUAUUAUCCCAUUUGUUCUGUUAAA